UGUAAUUCCUGAGAAAUAAAAAAAGAAGAAUGUCUGGUCUCAAAAAGCCCUGACUCACUGACAAGUGUUCACUUCCAUCUUCACAUCUUCAAGGUGUGUUGUGCCUUCUUUGUGUCAGUUUCUACCAUUGAUUGAACUGCUGCAAAUUUAACAAUAUUGCUGCACAAUUGGACUUGGAACUCCAACGAGGAACGGGAAAAAGAGAAGAUGAUUCUUCUUAUAUUCCUUCUCUUAUGUGCAGAAGAGGUGAGAACAACGUCGGCCUCAACCACUAGUGCAACAACAGUUGACUCAACCACAUUACCGGUCAACCUAACAUCCACACCAGGCAAUGGAACCUCAAAUCCACCAAUCACCACAAUGUCUCCAGUGAAUGCCACUUCGCCAAUCAACAUGACUUCACCACCAAUCAAUGUGACGUCACUACCAGUCAACAUGACUUCCCCAACAGUCAAUCCAACCUCUCCAACUGUCAACAUGACGUCACCACCACUAAAUAUGACUUCCACACACUUCAACAUGACCUCAACAGUCAACCCAACCUCAAAACCAGUCAACAUGACUUCUUCACCACCAGUCAACAUUACUUCAACACCAGGUAAUAUGACCUCACCAGUAAACCCCACCUCAAUAGAAGUCAAUUUGACAUCACCUCUUCCCAACAUUACUUCACCACCAGUCAAUAUGGCAUCAACAGUCAACAUUACUUCAACACCAGUCAAUCCCACCUCAUCACAAAUCAACAUGACAGCACCAGUCAACAUUACUUCACCAUCAGGAAACUUUACUUUACCACCAGUCAACAUGACAUCACCAGUCAACCCCACCUCAUCACCAGUCAACAUGACAUCACCACCACCACACAACAUCACCUCACUUCCAGCAAACUUCACCUCAUCACCAGUCAACAUGACAUCAACACUUCCAAACAUUACUUCACCAGCAGUCAACAUGACAUCACCAGUCAACCCCACCUCAUCACCAGUCAACAUGACUUUAUCACCAGCAGUUGACAUUACUUCAGCCCCAGGUAAUAUGACCUCGCCAGUAAACCCCACCUCAAUAGAAGUCAACUUGACAUCACCACUUCCCAAUAUUACUUCACCACCAGUCAAUAUGGCAUCAACAGUCAACAUUACUUCAACACCAGUCAAUCCCACCUCAUCACAAAUCAACAUGACAGCACCAGUCAACAUUACUUCACCAUCAGGCAACUUUACUUUACCACCAUUCAACAUGACAUCACCAGUCAACCCGACCUCAUCAUCAGUAAACUUGACAUCACCACCAGUCAAUAGUACAUCACCAGUUAACCCAACUUCACCAUCUGUCAGUAUGACAUCACCACCAGUCAACAUGACAUCACCAGUCAACCCAAUCUCACCAUCAGGCAACUUUACUUUACCACCAUUCAACAUGACAUCACCAGUCAACCCCACCUCAUCACCAGUCAACAUGACAUCACCACUUCCCAACAUGACAUCACAACCAGUCAACAUGACAUCACCAGCCAACCCCAUCUCACCAUCAGUCAACAUUACUUCACCAUCAGUCAACCCAACCUCACCAUCAGUCAACAUUACUUCACCAUCAGUCAACCCAACUUCACCAUCAGUAAACAUGACAUCACCACCAGUCAAUAUUACAUCACCAGUCAACCCAACCUCAUCAUCAGUCAACAUUACAUCACCAGUCAACCCAACCUCACCAUCAGUCAACAUUACUUCACCAUCAGUCAACCCAACUUCACCAUCAGUAAACAUGACAUCACCACCAGUCAAUAUUACAUCACCAGUCAACCCAACCUCAUCAUCAGUCAACAUGACUUCACCACCAGUUACAACAAUGCCCUUGCCUGGUAAUGCAAGCACUCCGCCUGUCACUGGAACAUCAGCACCACCAAGCAUCACAACUACUAGCUCUCUAACUACAACUACAACCUCAACACCUACCACAACAGAGCCAAAAAUCAAGUUGGGAUUUAAGUUGAAAGAAACUUUUACUCCUCAACUUGCAAACAAAUCUUCACCAGCGUUCCUUGAACUAAAGAACAAAGUGACCACAGCGCUCGACAUGGUCUAUUCAGAACAAUAUGGAUCCAGCUUCAAUCGUACUGUCAUCAACAGCUUCAGUCAAGGAUCCGUUGAGGUAGAUGCUGAACUGAUAUUCAAUGAAGGGAAUACAUUACCAAAUACCACUUCUGCAGCUGGAACUUUGGUGACUGCCUCUUCCAGCUCCAAUUUUUCUCUCAGUGUCAACACAUCUUCUAUUUCUGCAGCAGUUGUUUUGGCUGCAACUCCAGCCCCAACCACAGUUGCCCCUUCAACACCACUUGUCAACAUCACCUCACCUCCAGUCAACAUGACUUCAUCACCAGUCAACCCAACAUCAUCACCAGUCAACCCAACAUCACCACCAGUCAACCGGACAUCAUCACCAGUCAACAUGACAUCAUCACCAGUCAACAUGACAUCCCCACCAGUCAACAUUACAUCACCAUUCAACCCAACCUCACCAUCAGUAAACAUGACAUCACCAGUCAACCCAACCUCACCAUCAGUCAACAUUACUUCACCAUCAGUCAACCCAACUUCACCAUCAGUAAACAUGACAUCGCCAGUCAACCUUACAUCACCAGUCAACCCAACAUCACCAACAGUCAACAUUACUUCACCACCAGUCAACCCAACUUCACCAUCAAUAAACAUGACAUCAACACCAGCCAACAUUACUUCACCAUCAGUCAACAUUACAUCACCAGUCAACCCAACAUCACCACCAGUCAAUAUUACAUCACCAGUCAAACCAACCUCACCAUCAGUCAACCCAACUUCACCAUCAGUCAACCCAACUUCACCAUCUGUUAGCAUGACAUCACCACCAAUCAACCUUACAUCACCAGUCAAACCAACCUCACCAUCAGUCAACAUUACUUCACCAUCAGUCAACCCAACUUCACCAUCAGUUAACAUGACAUCAACACCAGCCAAUAUUACAUCACCAGUCAACCCAACCUCAUCACCAGUCAACAUUACAUCCCCAGUUAACCCAACUUCACCACCAGUCAACAUGACAUCACCAGUCAACCCCACCUCAUCACCAGUCAACAUGACAUCACCACCACCACACAACAUCACCUCACUUCCAGAAAACUUCACCUCAUCACCAUUCAAUCCCACCUCAUCACCAGUCAACAUGACAUCAACACUUCCAAACAUUACUUCACCAGCAGUCAACAUGACAUCACCAGUCAACCCCACCUCAUCACCAGUCAACAUGACUUCAUCACCAGCAGUUGACAUUACUUCAGCCCCAGGUAAUAUGACCUCGCCAGUAAACCCCACCUCAAUAGAAGUCAACUUGACAUCACCACUUCCCAAUAUUACUUCACCACCAGUCAAUAUGGCAUCAACAGUCAACAUUACUUCAACACCAGUCAAUCCUACCUCAUCACAAAUCAACAUGACAGCACCAGUCAACAUUACUUCACCAUCAGGCAACUUUACUUUACCACCAUUCAACAUGACAUCACUAGUCAACCCGACCUCAUCAUCAGUAAACUUGACAUCACCACCAGUCAAUAUUACAUCACCAGUUAACCCAACUUCACCAUCUGUCAGCAUGACAUCACCACCAGUCAACCUUACAUCACCAGUCAACCCAAUCUCACCAUCAGGCAACUUUACUUUACCACCAUUCAACAUGACAUCACCAGUCAACCCGACCUCAUCACUAGUCAACAUGACAUCACCACUUCUCAACAUUACUUCACCACCAGUCAACAUGACAUCACCAGUCAACCCCACCUCAUCACCAGUCAACAUGACAUCACCACUUCCCAACAUGACAUCACAACCAGUCAACAUGACAUCACCAGCCAACCCCAUCUCACCAUCAGUCAACAUUACUUCACCAUCAGUCAACCCAACCUCACCAUCAGUCAACAUUACUUCACCAUCAGUCAACCCAACUUCACCAUCAGUAAACAUGACAUCACCACCAGUCAAUAUUACAUCACCAGUCAACCCAACCUCAUCAUCAGUCAACAUUACAUCACCAGUCAACCCAACCUCACCAUCAGUCAACAUUACUUCACCAUCAGUCAACCCAACUUCACCAUCAGUAAACAUGACAUCACCACCAGUCAAUAUUACAUCACCAGUCAACCCAACCUCAUCAUCAGUCAACAUGACUUCACCACCAGUUACAACAAUGCCCUUGCCUGGUAAUGCAAGCACUCCGCCUGUCACUGGAACAUCAGCACCACCAAGCAUCACAACUACUAGCUCUCUAACUACAACUACAACCUCAACACCUACCACAACAGAGCCAAAAAUCAAGUUGGGAUUUAAGUUGAAAGAAACUUUUACUCCUCAACUUGCAAACAAAUCUUCACCAGCGUUCCUUGAACUAAAGAACAAAGUGACCACAGCGCUCGACAUGGUCUAUUCAGAACAAUAUGGAUCCAGCUUCAAUCGUACUGUCAUCAACAGCUUCAGUCAAGGAUCCGUUGAGGUAGAUGCUGAACUGAUAUUCAAUGAAGGGAAUACAUUACCAAAUACCACUUCUGCAGCUGGAACUUUGGUGACUGCCUCUUCCAGCUCCAAUUUUUCUCUCAGUGUCAACACAUCUUCUAUUUCUGCAGCAGUUGUUUUGGCUGCAACUCCAGCCCCAACCACAGUUGCCCCUUCAACACCACUUGUCAACAUCACCUCACCUCCAGUCAACAUGACUUCAUCACCAGUCAACCCAACAUCACCACCAGUCAACCCAACAUCACCACCAGUCAACCGGACAUCAUCACCAGUCAACAUGACAUCAUCACCAGUCAACAUGACAUCCCCACCAGUCAACAUUACAUCACCAUUCAACCCAACCUCACCAUCAGUAAACAUGACAUCACCAGUCAACCCAACCUCACCAUCAGUCAACAUUACUUCACCAUCAGUCAACCCAACUUCACCAUCAGUAAACAUGACAUCGCCAGUCAACCUUACAUCACCAGUCAACCCAACAUCACCAACAGUCAACAUUACUUCACCACCAGUCAACCCAACUUCACCAUCAGUAAACAUGACAUCAACACCAGCCAACAUUACUUCACCAUCAGUCAACAUUACAUCACCAGUCAACCCAACAUCACCACCAGUCAAUAUUACAUCACCAGUCAAACCAACCUCACCAUCAGUCAACCCAACUUCACCAUCAGUCAACCCAACUUCACCAUCUGUUAGCAUGACAUCACCACCAAUCAACCUUACAUCACCAGUCAAACCAACCUCACCAUCAGUCAACAUUACUUCACCAUCAGUCAACCCAACUUCACCACCAGUUAACAUGACAUCAACACCAGCCAAUAUUACAUCACCAGUCAACCCAACCUCAUCACCAGUCAACAUGACAUCACCAGUCAACCCCACCUCAUCACCAGUCAACAUGACAUCACCACCACCACACAACAUCACCUCACUUCCAGCAAACUUCACCUCAUCACCAUUCAAUCCCACCUCAUCACCAGUCAACAUGACAUCAACACUUCCAAACAUUACUUCACCAGCAGUCAACAUGACAUCACCAGUCAACCCCACCUCAUCACCAGUCAACAUGACUUCAUCACCAGCAGUUGACAUUACUUCAGCCCCAGGUAAUAUGACCUCGCCAGUAAACCCCACCUCAAUAGAAGUCAACUUGACAUCACCACUUCCCAAUAUUACUUCACCACCAGUCAAUAUGGCAUCAACAGUCAACAUUACUUCAACACCAGUCAAUCCUACCUCAUCACAAAUCAACAUGACAGCACCAGUCAACAUUACUUCACCAUCAGGCAACUUUACUUUACCACCAUUCAACAUGACAUCACUAGUCAACCCGACCUCAUCAUCAGUAAACUUGACAUCACCACCAGUCAAUAUUACAUCACCAGUUAACCCAACUUCACCAUCAGGCAACUUUACUUUACCACCAUUCAACAUGACAUCACCAGUCAACCCGACCUCAUCACUAGUCAACAUGACAUCACCACUUCUCAACAUUACUUCACCACCAGUCAACAUGACAUCACCAGUCAACCCCACCUCAUCACCAGUCAACAUGACAUCACCACUUCCCAACAUGACAUCACAACCAGUCAACAUGACAUCACCAGCCAACCCCAUCUCACCAUCAGUCAACAUUACUUCACCAUCAGUCAACCCAACCUCACCAUCAGUCAACAUUACUUCACCAUCAGUCAACCCAACUUCACCAUCAGUAAACAUGACAUCACCACCAGUCAAUAUUACAUCACCAGUCAACCCAACCUCAUCAUCAGUCAACAUUACAUCACAAGUCAACCCAACCUCACCAUCAGUCAACAUUACUUCACCAUCAGUCAACCCAACUUCACCAUCAGUAAAGAUGACAUCACCACCAGUCAACCUUACAUCACCAGUCAACCCAACCUCACCAUCAGUAAACAUGACAUCACCAGUCAACCCAACCUCAUCAUCAGUCAACAUGACUUCACCACCAGUUACAUCAAUGCCCUUGCCUGGUAAUGCAAGCACUCCGCCUGUCACUGGAACAUCAGCACCACCAAGCAUCACAACUACUAGCUCUCCAACUACAACUACAACCUCAACACCUACCACAACAGAGCCAAAAAUCAAGUUGGGAUUUAAGUUGAAAGAAACUUUUACUCCUCAACUUGCAAACAAAUCUUCACCAGCGUUCCUUGAACUAAAGAACAAAGUGACCACAGCGCUCGACAUGGUCUAUUCAGAACAAUAUGGAUCCAGCUUCAAUCGUACUGUCAUCAACAGCUUCAGUCAAGGAUCCGUUGAGGUAGAUGCUGAACUGAUAUUCAAUGAAGGGAAUACAUUACCAAAUACCACUUCUGCAGCUGGAACUUUGGUGACUGCCUCUUCCAGCUCCAAUUUUUCUCUCAGUGUCAACACAUCUUCUAUUUCUGCAGCAGUUGUAUUGGCUGCAACUCCAGCCCCAACCACAGUUGCCCCUUCAACACCACUUGUCAACAUCACCUCACCUCCAGUCAACAUGACUUCAUCACCAGUCAACCCAACAUCACCACCAGUCAACCCGACAUCCCCACCAGUCAACAUUACAUCACCAUUCAACCCAACCUCACCAUCAGUAAACAUGACAUCCCCACCAGUCAACAUUACAUCACCAGUCAACCCAACUUCACCAUCAGUAAACAUGACAUCACCAUCAGUCAACAUUACUUCACCAUCAGUCAACCCAACUUCACCAUCUGUUAGCAUGACAUCACCCGCAGUCAACCUUACAUCACCAGUCAAACCAACCUCACCAUCAGUCAACAUUACUUCACCAUCAGUCAACCCAACUUCACCAUCAGUUAACAUGACAUCAACACCAGUCAACCCAACAUCACCACCAGUCAAUAUUACAUCACCAGUCAAACCAACCUCACCAUCAGUCAACAUUACAUCACCAUCAGUCAACCUGACUUCACCAUCAGUAAACAUGACAUCACCAGUCAACCUUACAUCACCAGUCAACCCAACAUCACCAUCAGUCAACAUUACUUCACCAUCAGUCAACCCAACUUCACCAUCAGUUAACAUGACAUCAACACCAGCCAAUAUUACAUCACCAGUCAACCCAACCUCAUCAUCAGUCAACAUGACUUCACCACCAGUUACAACAAUGCCCUUGCCUGGUAAUGCAAGCACUCCGCCUGUCACUGGAACAUCAGCACCACCAAGCAUCACAACUACUAGCUCUCCAACUACAACUACAACCUCAACACCUACCACAACAGAGCCAAAAAUCAAGUUGGGAUUUAAGUUGAAAGAAACUUUUACUCCUCAACUUGCAAACAAAUCUUCACCAGCGUUCCUUGAACUAAAGAACAAAGUGACCACAGCGCUCGACAUGGUCUAUUCAGAACAAUAUGGAUCCAGCUUCAAUCGUACUGUCAUCAACAGCUUCAGUCAAGGAUCCGUUGUGGUUGAUGCUGAAGUGAUAUUCAAUGACGUGACAACAUUGCCAAAUGCCACGUCUGUGGCUUCAGCUUUGGCAACUGCUUCUUCCAGCUCUAAUUUUUCUCUCACCGUCAACGUAUCCUCUAUUUCUGCAACAGCUGUUUUGGCACCAACUAAAACCCCAACCACAGUUGCCCCUUCAACACCACUGGUCAACUUCACCUCACCUCCACUCACAACAGCCGCUUCCACUGCUGCACCAGUUCCUUUAACCACAACCGCAUCAAUAAUUUCUACCACAUCCAAUGAGGGAACCCUUGGACUAAAGUUUAGUCUCAACCAAACAUUUACAGCAGAUCUCUCAAACUCAUCCUCAACAGCAUACCAGACCUUGGCUGCAGAAGUGGUCAAAGAGCUCAACAAAGUGUGUACAACUCUGUUUGGAUCAUCUUUCGUUCGCUCCGUUGUUGACUCAUUCACGAGUGGCUCGGUGGUUGCAGACACAACCAUUGCAUUUAAAGAUACAAGCUCAGUUCCUUCAUCAAGCACAGCUACUUCACAGCUCAGCAGUGCAUUAACAAGCAACUCUACCUCCCUGAGCGUUAUAUCAGGCAGUGUUUCUAUAACUUCUUCUACUGCUUCCACCGCCACACCUACUGCUACAGCUGCCCCUACUGCAGCUCCUACUGCAGCUCCAACUGCAGCUCCAACUGCAGCUCCUACUGCAGCUCCAACUGCAGCUCCUACUGCAGCUCCAACUGCAGCUCCUACUGAAGCUCCUACUGCAGCUCCUACUGCAGCUCCAACUGCAGCUCCAACUGCAGCUCCUACUGCAGCUCCAACUGCAGCUCCUACUGCAGCUCCAACUGCAGCUCCAACUGCAGCACCAACUGCAGCUCCUACUGCAGCUCCUACUGCAGCUCCUACUGCAGCUCCAACUGCAGCUCCAACUGCAGCACCCACUGCAGCACCCACUGCAGCUCCAACUGCAGCUCCUACUGAAGCUCCAACUGCAGCACCAACUGCAGCUCCUACUAAAGCUCCCACUGCAGCUCCUACUACUGCCACAACAACAGCUUCUACUGAUCCUCCUACAUCCAGUGAGGGAACUCUUGGCCUUCAGUUCAGUCUCAACCAAACAUUUACAUCAGACCUCUCAGACUCAUCAUCAACUGCGUACAAGACUUUGGCUGCAACAGUGAUCAGUGAGGUAAACAAAGCGGCUCAAAAACUCUAUCGAUCAUCUUUCCUUCGCAGCAUUAUUAACAAAUUCACGCAAGGAUCAGUGAAAGUUGACAUGACCCUUGUGUUCACAAAUAAAACCUCAACUCCUACAGCAAGCGAUGCAACUUCAAAAUUCAGCACUGCGCUUAGCUCUUCAUCCCUGAAUGUUGUACAAGGCAGCGUUUCUGCACAAUCAACAUCCACGUCAAGCAGUCCCCCUCGGCCCACAAUGGGCUCACUGGUCGUGUUUUCACUAACCCUGCUGGCUGUGGCCCUGACGAUGACAAACUAAUACCAAACAUCAAAGGCAGAUACACUUGGCUAAGAGCUUUUUCUAUGCUAUCAAGUGGGAUCAAAGCAAUGUACCACCAAACUGAGAGCAAGACAUAACAUGCGUGCAAAAUGAAAUUUACCAAUACAAUGUUAAAUGGUAAAAGGAUGUGUGUGCAAACGAUUUAUUUUGUUCAGUAUUUUAUACAUGUGAUGUUACAAUCAAUUGUGAUCGAUUCAAUUUAUUUUUUCUUUUCUUUAAAAAUAACUUGUCAUUGAGAUAAGUAAUCAAACAUACCAUAUUUUAUACUAAUUUGGCUUUUUAUAACAGCUUCCAUUCAAUGUAUUUGUUUUGUAAAUGCUUAUUUUUAUGCUAUUAGUCACAUGUAAUUUGUUCCCAAAUGUUAAACUGUAUAGAAGAUAAUGUAAUACAUAUUUAUCUAUAAUAAAAAGCAUAUAAAGAUCAAGCAGGACACAAAUUACAUUAAAUGCCAUUGUUAAGUGUGAGUGAUGGAAGAAGUGUGCAGGUGAUGUAGCGUGGUGCCAAAAGCUUGUGUUUUUGUAAAAUUAUCUUGAUGCGGAAAAAUAAUGAUUCAUAUGACUUCUGAGGCAAACUACCAGUGUAGGACAUGUUAGACCAUGCUAGUCUUUCCCUUACCCAAACCAUGUCGUUUGUGAAAACAUUUUAGUUUCCACAGAAUGUCAUUGCAAUACAAAUAAUUGUCAUUGAA
Messenger RNA from Gymnodraco acuticeps, 10171 nucleotides. Its product is annotated as mucin-2-like. Lineage: Eukaryota; Metazoa; Chordata; Actinopteri; Perciformes; Bathydraconidae. The transcript is spliced from 30 exons. Bases 208 to 9462 code for a protein of 3084 amino acids. The record is from RefSeq and is a predicted model, not a curated record.